UUGAAAUCCAAACACCAAACUUGAAGGUGGCUGCCACUAGAAGAUUGAAAUGAAACAAUCUCUGUGGCUGCUGCUCUGGCUGGGCGCAAUGAUUGGACCGCUGAACUUCCUGGAGGCCAGAAGCCACCGUCAUCACUCUCACCAUACACGCCGACGUACUGAAGUACAACCCAGAUCUGUGCCUGGAGCUGUCCUUGGAGCUAUUGCUGGAGCUAUUCCAGGAGCUGUCCCUGGUACUGUCCCUGGAACUCUUCCUGGAGCUAUUCCUGGAGCUGACCCUGGUACCGACCCUCAAUCUCAAGCGCACCGUCAAUCUCAUGCAGAGCUGCCACCGAGGCAGACGGAAGAACUGUGUGCACCAGAGAUCACCAAGGACGAGCUUAUGGAGGUAGCGGUCAUGGGGGCCACCAAGGUGAUCAUCAAGCAGGUGGAAAAGUUCAGCCCUGGAGUGCCCAUAAACACUGAUGUCGUUAACUCAAUCAGCGAACUCGUUAUGAAAGAGCUCUUGGCCGGUACGACCAUCCAGGAUAUGGUUGAUAAGCUGCACGUCUGGUGUACCGUCAACAGACCACCAGGCACUCCGGUUGCAACUGUCCCUGGUGCUGCCCCUGGAGUUAUCCCUGGAGCUGUCCCUGGAGUUAUCCCUGGAGCUGUCCCUGGAGCUGUUCCUGAUGGUGUUCCUGUAGGUAUUCCUGGGGGUGUCCCUGGUGGUGUUCCUGGAGUUGUGCCUGGAACCGUCCCUGGAACAGUCCCUGGCGCUGUCCCUGAAGCUAUCCCUGGUGCUGUCCCUGGAACAGUCCCUGGCGCUGUCCCUGAAGCUAUCCCUGGUGCUGUCCCUGGAACCGUUCCUGGGGCUGUCCCUGAAGGUGUCCCUGGAGCUGCAGCUGGAGGUGUUCCUGGAGGUGCCCCUGGAACCGUCCCUGGAACCGCCCCUGGAGGUCUCCCUGGAGCUGUCCCUGGUGCUUCCCCUGGAACCGUUCUUGGGGCUGUCCCUGGAGGUGUUCCCGGUGGUGUCCCUGGAGCUGUUCCUGGAACCGUCGCUGGAGGUCUCCCUGGAAGUCUCCCUGGAGGUGUUCCUGGAACCGUCCCUGGAGUAAUGCCUGGAGCUGUCCCUGGGAUUCCUGAAGCUAAUCCGAAGCAGAGUUUUGAUAGACAUCCUCUGGAAGGGCCAAAGCCUUCCGGCCAAGCUUCCUCGGCACAGAUGGGUACAGAUUCGGACUACGAUUUCUCUGGCAAUGAACCUUGCCAGGGCGCCUCUUGCGAGACUCAGACGCCAACCAGCGAGUGGACCGACCUCAGCUGGCUGUGCCUGAUCGAGAAUGGACACGUUAAGUGCUAUUCGUACCACUACGACGCCAACAAGGAGAUAUCUGUGGAGGAAGUCGAAUCCAUCACGGUGCGUCGCCGAACGGGCGCCAGCCAUCGAACACGUCGGGGCAAGCGCAAAAGGUGGAGCAAAGGCUUAAGCUGGCGGUCAAAGCACAAGAAACGCAUGUUGUAAUCACAUGUUGGAAAGACUGAGGCAUAGGCACGGCUUCCGUGCGAACAAGGAUAAGCCCGGCAUACGUCGGAGCAAGGGCAAGCGCACUUAGGCGACAGGCAAAUCACAAAAUAUUGCAUUCAAUAAAGUAAUCCUGAUGUGCGAAAGGACUUAGGGGGACGUUAUCCUUAGCUGCAUUCACUCCACAGACCAAUCAACAAAAUG
Drosophila guanche is the source of this 1705-nucleotide messenger RNA. RefSeq names its product elastin. The transcript is spliced from 2 exons. NCBI's taxonomy places the organism in Eukaryota, Metazoa, Arthropoda, Insecta, Diptera, Drosophilidae. The coding region runs from base 50 to 1501 and encodes 483 amino acids. The record is from RefSeq and is a predicted model, not a curated record.